This is a messenger RNA of Gasterosteus aculeatus aculeatus (three-spined stickleback), 3406 nucleotides long. RefSeq names its product ankyrin repeat domain 28a (gene ankrd28a). Gene Ontology annotation, molecular function: protein binding. Lineage: Eukaryota; Metazoa; Chordata; Actinopteri; Perciformes; Gasterosteidae. The record is from RefSeq and is a predicted model, not a curated record.
ACUUUUCCCGAGUCUGUCGCGCUGCGGGCAGGAAGGAGGCGGGAAGCUCCAGCGGACGGACCGUUUCUCCCGGUGAAUUUCCCGUUACUCCCGGUCGAGUUACUGUCAACGUUACUGCCUCCUUUCGGUGUCACGCGGGCGAACAUGGCCGUGUUGAAGAUACAGGACCAGCCGUCUCUGUUAAGAGCCAUCUUCAACGUCGACCCGGAUGAAGUUCGCUCUCUCAUAUUCAAGAAAGAGGAUGUCAACGUUCAGGACAAUGAGAAGAGGACGCCUUUGCAUGCUGCAGCCUACCUGGGCGACGCUGAGAUCAUCGAACUGCUCAUCCUCUCCGGAGGCAGAGUUAAUGCCAAAGAUAACAAGUGGUUGACUCCUCUUCACCGAGCUGUCGCCUCUUGCAGUGAGGACGCUGUGGCGGUGUUGCUGAAGCACAGUGCGGAUGUCAACGCCCGGGACAAGAACUGGCAGACGCCGCUCCACGUGGCAGCGAGCAACAAGGCGGUGCGUUGCGCCGAGGCUCUGGUCCCGCUGCUCAGCAACGUCAACGUGUCGGACCGGGCGGGUCGCACCGCCCUGCACCACGCCGCCUUCAGCGGACACGUAGAGAUGGUAAAGCUGCUGCUGUCCAGAGGAGCCAACAUCAACGCAUUCGACAAGAAGGACAGGAGAGCCGUCCACUGGGCCGCCUACAUGGGUCACCUGGAGGUGGUGAGGUUAUUAGUGGCCGGUGGAGCAGAGGUUGACUGUAAGGACAAAAAAGCGUACACACCACUGCACGCAGCCGCCUCCAGUGGCAUGAGCAGCACCGUGCACUACCUGCUCGGCCUGGGGGUCCACGUCAACGAGGUGAACGGCUAUGGCAACACUCCGCUGCAUUUGGCCUGCUACAAUGGGCAGGACGUGGUGGUCAGUGAGCUCCUCAAGGCAGGGGCCAACGUCAACCAGGUGAACGAGAGGGGGUUUUCUGCUCUCCACUUUGCCUCCUCCUCACGCCAGGGGGCGCUGUGCCAGGAGCUGCUGCUGGCCCACGGCGCUCACAUCAACAUGCAGAGUAAGGAUGGUAAAACCUCCCUCCACAUGGCAGCUACCCAUGGAAGGUUCUCCUGCUCUCAGGCCCUCAUUCAAAACGCAGCGGAAAUUGAUUGUGAGGACAAGAGCCGAAACACUGCCCUCCACAUCUCUGCCCGCUACGGCCACGAGCUCAUCAUCACAGCACUCAUCAAACAGGGAGCCGACACGGCCAAGAGAGGCGUUCAUGGGAUGUUUCCUCUACACCUGGCAGCUCUUAGCGGCUUCUCGGAUUGCUGCAGGAAGCUGAUGUCCUCAGGGUUUGACAUGGACACCCCUGACGACUUUGGAAGGACCUGUCUACAUGCUGCUGCAGCUGGAGGGAACCUGGAGUGUCUGAACCUGCUGUUAAACAUCGGAGCGGACUUCAAUAGAAAAGACAACUUUGGAAGGACUCCUCUACACUAUGCAUCAGCCAACUGCAACUAUCACUGUGUGUUCGCCCUGGUGGGCUCUGGGGCGAGCAUCAACGAGCGGGACCAGAGAGGCUGCAGCCCCCUGCACUACGCCGCCGCGGCUGACACUGAUGGAAAGUGUGUGGAGUACCUGUUGAGGAACGACGCCGAUCCAGGGAUGAGAGACAAACAGGGUUACAGCGGCGUGCACUAUGCCUCAGCUUAUGGACGCACACUCUGCCUGGAACUGAUGGCAAGUGAGACACCUCUUGAUGUGUUGCUGGAGACAUCAGGGACAGACAUCAUGUGUGACUCGGAGAGCCACGCCCCCAUCAGUCCACUCCACCUAGCGGCUUACCACGGACACUGUGGAGCUUUAGAGGUUCUCUUAUCGGCCCUGCUGGAAGUGGAUGUUUGCAGCCCAGAGGGCCGGACCCCCCUCAGCCUGGCCUGCUCCAAGGGUCACCAGGAGUGUGUGUCUAUGCUGCUGCACCAUGGCUCCUCCCCCAUGACCCGCGACUACACAUACAAAAGGACGGCCAUACACGCUACAGCUAUGAAUGGCCACCCGGAGUGCCUCCGCCUGCUCAUGAGCACCAACGACCAACACAUUAACGUGGAUGUACAAGACACCAAUGGACAGACGCCUUUGAUGUUGGCAGUGCUGAAUGGACACACAGAGUGUGUGUACUCUCUACUCAGUCAAGGAGCCGGUGUGGACUAUCAGGACCGCUGGGGGAGGACGGCACUCCACCGAGGGGCGGUGACCGGCCAGGAGGAGAGCGUCGAGGCCCUGCUGCAGCGCGGGGCCAGCGUGUGCGUCAGAGACAUCCUGGGCCGCUCCCCUCUACACCUGGCAUCCGCCUGCGGCCGCGUGGGCGUCCUGGGGGCCCUUCUGCAGGCUGGCAUCAACUCUCUCACGCACCUCACCGACAACCAGGGCUACACACCACUGCACUGGGCCUGCUACUACGGAUACGACGCCUGUGUGGAGGUGUUGUUGGAUCAAGAGGCGAUCAAGAAGAUCAAAGGCAACCCGUUCAGCCCUCUGCACUGUGCCGUUAUGAGCGACAACGAGGGAGUGGCUGAGAUGUUGAUCGACGCCCUGGGCACAGCUAUCGUCAACGCCACGGACUCCAAGGGCAGGACCCCCCUUCACGCCGCAGCUUUCUCCGACCACGUGGAGUGCGUCUCCCUCCUGCUCAGCCAGGGCGCUCAGGCAAACGUCGUUGACACGCACAUAUGCAGCACCCCGCUGAUGAUGGCAGCUCUAAACGGACAGACCAACACAGUGGAGAUGUUGGUGAGCAGCGCUAAAGCAGACUUCACAGUACAGGACACAAACAGGAACACGGCACUGCAUCUGGCGUGCAGCAAGGGUCACGAGACGAGUGCCUUGUUGAUUCUGGAGAAGAUCAGCAAUAAGAACCUCAUCAACUGCACCAACACGGCUCUGCAGACGCCCCUGCACGUAGCAGCCAAGAAAGGUUUGACAGUGGUGGUCCAGGAGCUGCUGAGGAAAGGAGCCAGCGUUUUAGCAGUGGACGAGAACGGUUACACUCCGGCUCUGGCCUGCGCUCCCAACCGGGACGUGGCCGACUGUCUUGCGCUCAUCCUCAACUCCAUGAUGCCCACCUCCCCCAUGGUCACCAUAGCAGCUUUGCCCGCGCACUCUCUAACUCAGACAGUCGUCAACCACCACCCCGUCAACAAGCACGCCUCCAAAGGCGUGGCCUUUGACACCCCGCCCUCUCUGAGGCCCGACCACGCUUCCUACUGCAGACCGGAGAGGCCACCGACAUCAAUCGUUGGGGAUGAUGAACUGAAUGACUCAGAUUCAGAAACAUACUGAGGACAUAACUGCAAUUGGACAGAGCCCCACAAUACUGACAAGCUAGCCAGCCACUCAGGAGCCUUAAUAGAUCAUUCAAAAAGAGAGAAAA